Neospora caninum is the source of this 1428-nucleotide messenger RNA. RefSeq lists its product as uncharacterized. Lineage: Eukaryota; Apicomplexa; Conoidasida; Eucoccidiorida; Sarcocystidae. The transcript has 2 exons. The record is from RefSeq and is a predicted model, not a curated record. Bases 1 to 1428 code for a protein of 475 amino acids. Gene Ontology annotation, cellular component: phosphopyruvate hydratase complex. Gene Ontology annotation, biological process: glycolytic process. Gene Ontology annotation, molecular function: magnesium ion binding; phosphopyruvate hydratase activity.
AUGUUGCGGCGUUUGAUUCCCUCAUAUUAUUCUCAUCUUGUCCGUUUCCGUUAUCCUUUUAGCGCUUCCUACCCUUCGUUAACUUUCAGCAAAAUGGUGGCAAUCAAGGACAUCACUGCACGUCAGAUCCUCGACUCCCGAGGAAACCCGACCGUUGAGGUCGAUCUGUUGACCGAUGGCGGCUGCUUCCGCGCCGCCGUUCCCAGCGGUGCGUCGACUGGUAUCUACGAGGCUCUCGAGCUCCGUGACAAGGACCAGAGCAAGUUCUUGGGCAAGAGUGUGAUGAAGGCCGUGGAGAACAUCCACAAGGUCAUCAAGCCGGCGCUCAUCGGCAAGGACCCGUGCGACCAGAAAGGCAUCGACAAGCUCAUGGUCGAGGAGCUGGACGGCACCAAGAAUGAAUGGGGUUGGUGCAAAUGCAAGCUCGGCGCGAACGCGAUCCUGGCUGUCUCCAUGGCGUGCUGCCGCGCCGGCGCCGCUGCCAAGGGCCUGCCCCUGUACAAGUACAUCGCCACCUUGGCGGGCACCCCCACUGACAAGAUGGUGAUGCCUGUCCCCUUCUUCAACGUCAUCAACGGCGGUUCCCACGCGGGAAACAAGCUCGCCAUGCAGGAGUUCAUGAUCGCCCCCGUCGGCGCAUCCACCAUCCACGAGGCCAUUCAAAUUGGUGCUGAGGUGUACCACAACCUCAAGAACGUCAUCAAGAAGAAGUACGGCCUGGACGCCACCAACGUCGGUGACGAAGGUGGGUUCGCCCCGAACAUCAGCGGCGCUACGGAGGCCCUGGACCUGUUGAUGGAAGCCAUCAAGGUGUCCGGCCAUGAAGGAAAGGUCAAGAUCGCCGCCGACGUUGCAGCCUCCGAGUUCUUCCUCCAGGAGGAGAAGGUUUACGACUUGGACUUCAAAGUCCCCGACAACGACAAAUCUCAGCGCAAGUCGGGGGAGGAGCUCCGCAAGUUGUACAAGGAGUUGUCCGAGAAGUACCCCAUCGUGUCCAUUGAGGACCCGUUUGACCAGGAUGACUUCCACAGCUACUCCCAGCUCACCAGCGAGGUCGGCGAAAAGGUCCAGAUCGUCGGUGACGAUCUCCUGGUCACCAACCCCACCCGCAUUGCCAAGGCCGUCGAGGAGAAGGCAUGCAACGGUCUGUUGCUGAAGGUCAACCAGAUCGGCACAGUCAGCGAGUCCAUCGAGGCCUGCCAGCUCGCCCAGAAGAACAACUGGGGCGUCAUGGUCUCCCACCGAUCCGGCGAGACUGAAGACUCCUUCAUUGCGGACCUGGUUGUCGGUCUCCGCACCGGGCAAAUCAAGACGGGUGCUCCCUGCAGAUCCGAGCGUCUCUGCAAGUACAACCAGCUGAUGCGCAUUGAGGAGUCUCUCGGCUCCGACUGCCAGUACGCUGGCGCUAGCUUCCGCCAUCUUAACUAA